Mollisia scopiformis is the source of this 1360-nucleotide messenger RNA. Its product is annotated as mitotic checkpoint protein-like protein BUB3. Gene Ontology annotation, molecular function: ubiquitin binding. Gene Ontology annotation, cellular component: kinetochore; mitotic checkpoint complex; bub1-bub3 complex. The record is from RefSeq and is a predicted model, not a curated record. The transcript is spliced from 4 exons. NCBI's taxonomy places the organism in Eukaryota, Fungi, Ascomycota, Leotiomycetes, Helotiales, Mollisiaceae. Gene Ontology annotation, biological process: mitotic spindle assembly checkpoint signaling. The coding region runs from base 25 to 1080 and encodes 351 amino acids.
CGUACAACUCAGAAAUUUAACAACAUGGCUCCAGCACAAUUCGAGUUGUUGCAACCUCCUGCAGAUGCAGUCUCCUCCCUGAAAUUCGCCCCGAAUUCUCCUACAAGAUUACUGGUCUCUUCUUGGGAUAAGCAUAUCUACUUGUAUGAUACACAAGAUCAAGAAGCAGGCGGAAAGCUGAUCGAGAAGUACGAGCACCGAGCACCUGUACUCGAUGUAUGCUUUGGAGCCGACGACAACGAAGCUUUCAGCGCGGGCAUGGACUGGCAGGUGAAGAAGAUAAAUCUGGAGACAGGAGAGCAGACAGUCAUGAGCGCGCAUGGUGCACCAGUUAAGUCUGUUGUGUACAGCAAAGAGCAUUCCCUCCUAAUAUCCUCCUCCUGGGACUCAACCCUCCACUUCCACGAUCUCAGCAAUCCCAACGCAACCCACAGCACCAUCACCCUCCCCGCAAAACCCCAUUCCCUCUCCCUCACCUCCUCAAAACUGGUUGUAGCCAUGUCCUCCCGCCUAGUCUACAUCUACCAACUCUCCGUUACCUCUCUCCUCACCUCGCAAGCCAACGGCUCCACCCUCGAGCUCAAGCCCUGGCAACAACGCGAAUCAUCCCUCAAAUUCAUGACUCGAGCCGUAUCCUGCAUGCCCAACGACGACGGCUACGCUACCUCCAGCAUCGAAGGCCGCGUUGCCGUCGAGUGGUUUGAUCCCAGCACCGAGUCCCAGGCGCGGAAAUAUGCAUUUAAAUGUCAUCGUCAGCCAGAUCCAGAGGGUGAUGGAACUGAUAUCGUGUACCCUGUCAACGCUUUGGCGUUCCACCCCAAUUUCAACUCCUUUGCUUCAGGAGGCGGAGAUGGGAUCGUAGCUCUAUGGGAUGCCGUUGCGAAGAGACGGAUUCGCCAAUAUCAGAAAUACUCUAGUAGUAUCGCAGCGUUGUGUUUCAACUCUGAUGGAAAGUAUCUCGCCGUUGGCAUUUGUCCUGGGUUUGAGAAUGGGCAGGAGGACUAUAGUGGGGAGGGGGAAACACACGUUUAUAUCAGAGAGUUGAGUGAUACAGAAGCAAAAGGCAAGGGUCCUAAGUAAAGUCGAGGCUUGAUGUGUACGAAUGACUUAGCAUGGCGUUCUUGGUGGAUUGAAAUAUUCGGAAUUUUUGACGACAAAAGCUCUUCCUUCCUUCGAAAUGUCAAAUUCUCUUCAUAUUUAAUUCCUAUACUUUGCCAUAUUCUGUUCGUGUUAAUUAUCGGGAAUUUGGUCAGACAAAUUUUUUUUCUUAUAAUGACGGAACAAGUGUUUCUUUGUGUUGUUCGUUUCACACAAAAGACAAAUAUAUGAAUUCCGCAACUGGGUUGACAAUCGAAUAACC